This is a messenger RNA of Ornithodoros turicata, 1049 nucleotides long. RefSeq names its product electron transfer flavoprotein subunit beta-like (gene Etfb). Gene Ontology annotation, molecular function: electron transfer activity. Bases 151 to 915 code for a protein of 254 amino acids. Lineage: Eukaryota; Metazoa; Arthropoda; Arachnida; Ixodida; Argasidae. The record is from RefSeq and is a predicted model, not a curated record. The transcript is spliced from 7 exons. Gene Ontology annotation, biological process: fatty acid beta-oxidation using acyl-CoA dehydrogenase; amino acid catabolic process. Gene Ontology annotation, cellular component: mitochondrion.
UGACCACCACUUCCUGUAUGGCUACUUCCUGUACUGCGAGCUGUGAUGAGACUUCUGUGAAUUGUUCAUCGUAGAUACUGACAGAUACACAUACCACAGAUACCUUGAGAAGUCGUGGUCCUCAAGUCAACCUUGGAAUUUUCUUCGGCAAUGGCUCUCCGAGUGAUGGUGGGAUGCAAAAGAGUUAUCGAUUAUGCUGUAAAGAUUCGUGUGAAGCCUGAUAAAACUGGAGUGGUAACAGAAGGUGUAAAACAUAGCCUCAACCCCUUCGAUGAAAUUGCUGUCGAAGAGGCUGUGCGACUAAAAGAAAAGAAGGUCGCAGGUGAAAUUAUUGCAGUGUCUUGUGGACCACAGGCUUGUCAGGAAACGUUGAGAACAGCUUUGGCUAUGGGAGCUGAUAAGGCUAUCCACAUUGAAGUUUCUGGAAAAGAUUAUGACACACUGCAGCCCAUUCAUGUUUCCAAGAUAUUGGCAAAGCUGGCAGUCGACAAUAAAGUGGAUUUGUUGAUCGUCGGAAAGCAGGCCAUCGAUGAUGACUGCAACCAAACUGCCCAGAUGACUGCUGGUAUGCUGGAUUGGCCGCAGGCCACAUUUGCAUCCAAAGUGGAGAAAGACGGCAAUAGCCUGAAAGUGACAAGAGAAAUUGAUGGAGGUUUGGAGAACAUCAAGGUGACGUUACCAGCUGUGGUUAGUGCAGACUUGAGACUCAAUGAGCCACGAUAUGCGACACUGCCAAAUAUCAUGAAAGCCAAGAAGAAACCUAUGGAAAAGAAAACUCCCAAGGACCUGGGUGUUGACAUUAGCCCACGCAUUGAAAUUUUGAGUGUUGAAGAUCCUCCUGUCAGGGAAGCUGGAGCUAAAGUAGAAUCUGUGGAUGAGAUGCUGGGAAAGCUCAAAGAUCUUGGAAGGAUCUAAUGGCACCACAUGGUAGCUUUGAAAGAAGAUGCAGUACAGAGGGCAGCUGCCCUGCUGGGAUCAACAUGUUUCCAGUUCAAAUUUUAUAAAAUAUGAAGACAAAACAUAAAACUCCUCAGUUCUCUUUGAGCAAA